AUGACACCAUCGACCCAACCCACUACGAGCCUCGCUCAGGAUUUCACCGCCCACUACGAUUCGGCAAUGAAAUACUAUGGUUACGUAUACAGAGGCGACACCCGACAACAGCGACUCGAGGAUUGCUUGAACGAGACCAGAGCUGCUCUCAACGAUCUCGAGAAGAUGCUUACUCAGCCUGGAUCCACCCUCACCGCCUCUCUGCAGACUCAGCUCACCGCCCUUACCAGGUACGAGACCUGGUUGACCGCCCAGUACCCCGCUUUGGCACAAAGCAGCAACAUCCGAUCGGGACAGAGCCGGUUGUCGAGGUUUUCUGUCGGUCUGGCAAGUGCGAAAAAAGCAUACGGCCUGAUCAGUGGAGGAGACGAAAGGGAGGAGCAGGUCAACCACUGUCACUACUGGGCUGAAAAGGCGGGACGAGCCCUUGCUGGCAUGAUCCUGGAUGGCAUGCCGUUCUCGACGGACAUGCAGGAGACAUACGGUCGGCUGGAUGGCAUCAAGCGCGUUUGCGUGGACAAGAAAUCCAAGUAUGGCGUUCAAGCAUCAGACGCAGAUCCGACUCACCUCAUGCAGACGCUUCUCACGUAUUACCUCAGGUCUGAGGCCACUCGCAAGAUGAUCGAGGAAGGCAAGGUCGAGCCAAAGGCGAGCGAGGUUGAGAAAGCCAAAUUCUCGGCCCAGCAAUCGCCACGUUACCGGCAGUGCCAGGUCCAGGCGGAGAAGGGCAGGGACGCCAUGGACAAGCUGCUCGAGAUGACGCGGAGCUUCAAGUCAUCGGCGGAGAUGGAUGAGUACUACAAGAGGCUGGGCGUGACCGUGGAAGAGAUGAUGAAUCGGGCUCUGAACAAGACGAUUGCGUCGCUCAGUAUUGGCUAG
This is a messenger RNA of Dioszegia hungarica, 879 nucleotides long. RefSeq lists its product as uncharacterized. Lineage: Eukaryota; Fungi; Basidiomycota; Tremellomycetes; Tremellales; Bulleribasidiaceae. The record is from RefSeq and is a predicted model, not a curated record. Bases 1 to 879 code for a protein of 292 amino acids. The transcript has a single exon.